AACAUUUUGUAAUUUAUUUGCAAUGCAACUUUAAUAACAAUGAAGAAGUUGCAUGCUAAAGCAACUCAAUCUGAACUCUAUUCAGACUUGUCCUUUAUUUUCUUAAAAAAAAAAGCAAAUAUCAAGGUUACAGCGAGGCACUUAAAAUGGAAGCGAAUGGGGCCAAUGUUUGGAACAAGAUGCUGAUACCAGCGUUUUUAUAUUUCUGUCUGCUCUCUCUGACCGGAGAAGGUACUGAAGUGGGUCUUGGUGGUAAAGUGCUUCUCUUUCCAAGAAAAUCCAAUUCCAGCUUUGUUAAACUCUUUCCUAUAAAACCACUGGGUCUCUCUGCGUUUACACUAUGCAUGCGUGUUGCGAUGAAGCUACAGGAUGGGAGGGAUGUCAUUCUCUUUGCCUAUCGCACACGCGACCAUGACGAGCUCAAUGUUUGGAAAGAGAUAGAUGGCCGCGUAUCCUUCUAUAUUCAAUCUAGCUCAGAUGGAGUGUUGUUCCAACUGCCACCACUCACCAACUUCUGGACCCACCUGUGCUUCACCUGGGACUCAGUGACUGGUCUUGCAGCCUUAUGGGUGGAUGGACGUCACAAUGGAUCCCAGGAGUAUAAAAAAGGACAGCAAGUCCAUCCUGGUGGCACCGUUCUGCUCGGCCAGGACCCUGAUAAGUUACUGGACAGUUUUGAUGCUCAGCAGAGCUUUAUAGGAGAAAUGACAGAUGUGAACAUGUGGGAUUAUGUUCUCUCAGGAGACCAGAUUAUGCCAUUACAUUUUAAUAUGGAACGUGCGCCGAAGGGAAAUGUGUUUGAUUGGAGCUCCAUAAAUUAUGAGAAAAAUGGACAUGUGAUAGUCAGACCGUAUGAUAAUGAUACAUUAUCACGUUCAGGUGUAAUGUCACAGUAUUGUCUGUCCGUAUGAUAUUAAGAAAUAAACCAAUUUUUGUUUUGCAAAAUAAAAAAGGA
Molecule: messenger RNA, 955 nt
Organism: Xyrauchen texanus (razorback sucker)
Lineage: Eukaryota; Metazoa; Chordata; Actinopteri; Cypriniformes; Catostomidae
Product: pentraxin fusion protein-like
Exons: 2
Coding region: 147-911 (254 amino acids)
Source: RefSeq, a predicted model, not a curated record